GAAAAAAUUCUUUUCAUUGAAAGUUUUUGAAAAAUAAAAUUAAAGGAAAAACAAAAUCAUAAAAAAAUCACAUAAUAAAAAAUGGAUGCCAGCGAAAUUCCAGUUUCAAUCAAUAAUGACUUAGAGAAGAGAAUUGCUGAUGCUUUUUUAAUAUUUGAUCAUCAGGGUAAUAAAACAAUUGACAUUCGUGAGGUUGGAACUGUUAUAAGAUAUUUGGGAUGUGCUCCAACUGAACAGGAAAUUAAUGAAAUAAUUGCUGCAACCGAAAUGGAAGAUGCAAGUGGUCAAAUUCAUCUAUCAAAAUUUUUACCUUAUAUUGUUAGUCUAUUAAAUGAAAGAAAAAUGGAACCAGCUGCACCUGAAAAACUUCUUGAAGCUUUUAAACUUUUAGAUAUUGAUGGAAAAGGUGUUUUAACAAAAGAAUACGUUACGAAAAUAAUGAGAGAUGAAGGUGAACCAUUUACACAAGAAGAAUUGGAUGAAAUGUUACAAGUCGCAGUUGAUGUUCAUUCUGGGCUUAUAAAUUAUGAACACUAUUUAAAUCACUUAAUGGUUUACCUAUGAAUUUUGCGAACUCCUACACUCUAAAUUUAAGCAAUCAAACAUACAUAUAAAAACUUGCAUGAAUUAGCAGUAUACAUUAAUAAUUCAAUCAAUGUGUAAAGAAAAUAUGAAUUUUUUUUAAACAUACUACGGUUACCAAAAAAAACGAAUUCCACAAUUUGCAUUCUUAACGUUAAAAAUUUGAAUUGGAAAAAUUUCUUUAUUAAAUUAUGUUAAACUUAAAUACUUAUGUGAAGAUUAAGUGAACUUUAGGUGUGGCUCAGAUAAGAAGAGUUCUUAAAAUUAAAGAUUUUGAUUAGAAUAUUUCAUUUUUUUAAGAUAAAUUUUUUAGUAAGAUUUCUUGAUUAUAGCGUGGCUAGAGUUGCGAUGUAUAAAAAUAUUCAUUGUUUUAUACUGUAUAUUAUACACCACUUACUAUAGUUGUCAUAGUCGUCACAUGUAAAUUUUAUCUUAACUGCGAGGAAAAGUUUAUAAGCAAAAUAAAAAUAAAACGAAAAAGAAUAAAUUUUUAAAAUUAAAAUUUUUGGACUAGAACAUGGAUGAAUUUGAAAAAUUCUUUAAAAAAAUUUGCAUUCUAUAUACAAUUUAUAUAUAAAAUAUGUAUAUCACACAUAGAACUAUAAUCGAAUAAGGAAAUGUAAAUAUUAUUAAACAUACAUCACAUGAUUCAUCUCCCACAAAAAAAUUUGUCAAUCAACACAGCAAUUACAAAGAUAUUAUCGAUCUCGAAGAAUGCAUAUCAUCAGUAUAAAUUCAUUUUAAUAUUGGGUCAAAAGCAAAUGGGCUCUGAAUUUUCCUCAUCCUCGAUUUUUGGCCAUUUCUGUACAAAUUUAUGAGUUUAGCACAACAUGAACGAAUAAAUAAAAUUGCAAUUAAGUCAUAAAAUUGUAAGUAAAUAUAACUCUAGGUAUAUGAAUAUAAGAAACCACCUAUGGAAUUGAUAUUCAAAACAAAAUUGU
This is a messenger RNA of Condylostylus longicornis, 1523 nucleotides long. Its product is annotated as dynein regulatory complex protein 8-like. The record is from RefSeq and is a predicted model, not a curated record. Gene Ontology annotation, molecular function: calcium ion binding. Bases 82 to 564 code for a protein of 160 amino acids. Lineage: Eukaryota; Metazoa; Arthropoda; Insecta; Diptera; Dolichopodidae. The transcript is spliced from 5 exons.